GUUUUGUACCACUCAAUUGCAACAUAUUUUUUAUUUACCUUGUGAAUGCUCUUCCAAAAUUCUGUGCAAAAUGUGUCUCAUCCGAACAACUUUGACUGUAAUAAUCAUAACUUUAAACUUGUGCACUGUUCAACCGGAAGCAUCUCUACCAAAUAAAACCACGUCACACGUAGAAGGGAAGGGUGACAGACACUCGAAACAAUUCUAUCCCCUGAAUAAUUUUCCUACAAUCGAUUACCAAACAUUUUUAAUCAAUUACUUGUACGGAAGCGGAAAUCCAGCUUUCCCACGACUUGGACAUGGGGGAUGGACGCCAAAUCCGAAACCGAGAUUAGUCUGCCACGUAGUAAAGCAUGGCGAUCUAGGGGCCUGUUAUUCCGAUCGCGACUGUGCUACAUCUCCACUUGGUAACAAUUGUGACGUCCUCAGAGGGAACUGCUACUACAAUUUGGAUCAACAAAUUUUACGCGGUCAAAAUUCACAAACUACUAGGGGUUUUUUCCCAUUUGGGGGAAGAAAAAAAGGAUUGGGAGAGCAGUGCGUUAGAAAUGACGAGUGUCAAGAAGGUUUGGUCUGUUAUACUCGCGGAGUUUGUGGGGACUAUGUGUUUCGCGGCUAUGGAUAAUAUUUCCAAUUAAGGGACUUGUCUAAUGGUAGCGAUCGAAUUGAAGGUCCAAGGCAUCCUAUCCUUCUCAUGUAAUUUUUGUAUGGGGAAAAUGAGGCACCUCAUUUUGUAUUACCAAAUGUAUGUACAGGAGCCAAAAUUCGCCGAAAAUUCGCCACCUACUUUGUGAAUGUGGAGUCCCUAAGAAAUAAGAAUAUUAUAAUAAGGCGGUUGGGUGGUGCCCGUGUAGUCUUGUAAAUUUGUUGUAUGAUAUUAUUAUAAAGUUACAAAUAUUAACCUCUUUACCCAUACACAUAUAUAUUCCCCAUAAAUUAAUUAUCGUUAGAGGGGUAAGUACAUAUAUGUACAUAUGUUUCGGACACACUAAUAAACGGAGAGUGGGAAAAUUACAAUAUCAA
Molecule: messenger RNA, 1023 nt
Organism: Folsomia candida
Lineage: Eukaryota; Metazoa; Arthropoda; Collembola; Entomobryomorpha; Isotomidae
Exons: 4
Coding region: 71-625 (184 amino acids)
Source: RefSeq, a predicted model, not a curated record